Molecule: messenger RNA, 624 nt
Organism: Argiope bruennichi
Lineage: Eukaryota; Metazoa; Arthropoda; Arachnida; Araneae; Araneidae
Product: protein ABHD11-like
Exons: 4
Coding region: 1-624 (207 amino acids)
Source: RefSeq, a predicted model, not a curated record
AUGUGUAGAAACAAAACACCAAUAAUUUUCAUUCACGGGAUCCUGUCAUCACCUUAUUGUUGGAAUAAAGUUAAGAGUAAAAUUUGUGACAAGACUGGGAGAAAGGGAUAUGCUGUAUGUUUACGAAAUCAUGGAUCCAGUGAAUGGUCGGAGGAGAUGAGUGCGUUUGACAUGGCUGAAGAUGUGAAAGAAUUUAUGAAGAAGGAACACGUUUCGAAGGCCAUAUUGAUUGCCCACGGCAUAGCAGGCUUUGCGGCAUUAGUUAUCGCUUUUACAAAUAAACCUAAUGAAAAAGCCCUCUCCAGACCAAUGAUACCACUUUUACCAUUCUACAAGAAUAAAUCUGGCAAAUUUGUCUGGGAAAUCAACGUAGAUGUUGUUAUUAAAAUAUCUGCCAAUAUUCAGAGUUUUCAAAUACCUUUAAAGGAAGAUACAAUUUAUCCUGGAGAGACAUUAUUUAUUGCAGCAGAAUUUUCUUCAUUUGUAGUGUUGAAACAAAAGGAGGUGAUUCUGAAGCAUAUUCCAAAGAUCCGGUUUGUUUUGGCAGAAGGUGUUUAUCACAGUUGUCAUCUGGAAAAACCAGAAAAAUAUGUAGAUAUAAUCACAAAGUUCCUAGUUCCAUAA